Molecule: messenger RNA, 2033 nt
Organism: Paramisgurnus dabryanus
Lineage: Eukaryota; Metazoa; Chordata; Actinopteri; Cypriniformes; Cobitidae
Source: RefSeq, a predicted model, not a curated record
CUUUAAGUUUUAAGAAUGAACAAAUUCAGAAAUUACAAGUUGUGUCAACUUAAGAAAAUUCUGUUGAAACAGCAACACCACAAAAUUCUUUUUACAGUGUAGUCCGACAUUCAAAUGUUAAACUGCAUCAUGACAUCCAAGUGGGGUGAUGGUUAGAUGUCCAAAGAGCGCACCUAGUUUGCAGGUCGUGUAGACAUCCAGAAUUUGUCUUAUACGGACGGAUGCAAUAUAGACAUGAUCUGAAUGUCCAUCAGACGUUUUCUGGGUAGCUUUUAGAUAUCAGCUGUCAUUAUGAAUAUAAGAAUGUUGUUGUGUAAUCUUUCUAAUAUGAUCACAUUAACUACAGAAACAGAAAUGCCAGUACAGUGACGACAUACAUCAAAGGGAUUUCAUCUGUUAUUCACUUUAAGGAAUUAUCAAAACAUUUUAUUAUAGAAUUUUAAGAAUACAUAAAUUAACGGAAAGAGAAACAUUGUUAAAUUACAGACACUUCUAAUAACAACACAAAAAGAAAAUAUCAAAAUCAGUUUUGCUUUGCAUGAACUGAUAUGCAAAGUUAUCAAUUAUCUGUAGUUUAAACUUCUAUUUAUGUUUUCUUUUCUAAAUGUGAAUAGUGUAAACUCACCACUAGAGGACAAACACUCACACUGGCUUGGAUUUUGAAUCAGUUUAGUGACACACAUCAGAGGGAUUUGAUCUGUUAUUCUCUUAUUUCACUACAAAAUUCACUCAUAUUUAUGACAGAGCAUUUUCACAAAGGUUUGACUACUCAAGACUGUGACUUUCUGUAUGAGACUGACAUCUAGUGGACUUGUUUAUUAUAUGACUGACACACCUGUUAGCACACGUUUCAUAAACACAACCAGGAAAUACUUUGAGUUCAGAGAAACUGAAACUGUUGGGCUGUUGUGUGUUUAGUUUUAUUGUUUGUAAGUAAAUACGGUGAAAUGGCAGAAGCCAGUAUUUCAGUGAUUCAGGAUCAGUUCAUCUGUUCAAUCUGUCUUGAUUUACUGAAGGAUCCAGUGACCAUUCCCUGUGGACACAGUUACUGUAUGAGCUGUAUUACAAACUGCUGGAAUCAAGAUGAUCAGAAGAGAAACUACAGCUGCCCUCAGUGCAGACAGACCUUCAAUACAAGACCUGAUUUAAAUAAAAACACCAUGCUGGCUGAAGUGGUGAAGAUGCUGAAGAAGACAAAACUACAAGCUGAUCGUCCUGAUCACAGUUAUGCUGAAGCUGGAGAUGUGAAGUGUGACGUCUGUACUGAGAGAAAACACAAAGCCGUCAAGUCCUGUCUGGUGUGUCUGAACUCUUACUGUCAAACUCACUUUAAACUUCAUGAAAAACUUCACACAGGAAAGAGACACAAAGUGAUUGAUGUGACAGGACGACUUCAGCAGAUGAUCUGCCCUCAACAUGACAAACUUUUAGAGAUUUACUGUAAAACUGAUCAGCUCUGUAUAUGUUAUCUGUGUAUGGUGGAUGAAAACAAUGAACAUAAAACUGUAUCAGCUGCAGCAGAGAGGACUGAGAAACAGAAAGAACUAAAGGAGACGCAGAGAAAAUACCAUCAGAGAAUCCAGGAGAGUCAGAAGAAGCUUCAGGAGCUGAGAGAUGCUGUGGAGACUCAUAAGCGCUCUGCACAGACAGCAGUGGACGACACUGAGAGGAUCUUUACUCAACUGAUCCGAUCCAUUGAGAGAAGACGAUCUGAGGUGACACAGCUGAUCAGAGAUCAGGAAAAGACUGCAGUGAGUGAAGCUGAAGGACUCUUAAAGCGACUGGAGCAGGAGAUUGAUGAUCUGAGGAGGAGAGACGCUGAGCUGGAGCAGCUUUCACACACAGAUGAUCACAUCCAUUUCCUCCAGAGUUUCCAGUCUCUCUCUGUUCCUCCUGGAUCUACAGACUCACUCAGCAUCACUGUCAGCUCUCUCAUCUCUUUUGAUGAUGUAGGAAAAUCUGUGUCUCAUCUGAGAGAGAGGAGGAUUUCUGUAGAGAAGAGAUAGAGAAGAUAUUUGAUCAAAGUAAAGCAC